Colletotrichum lupini is the source of this 972-nucleotide messenger RNA. RefSeq lists its product as uncharacterized. The transcript has a single exon. Bases 1 to 972 code for a protein of 323 amino acids. The record is from RefSeq and is a predicted model, not a curated record. Lineage: Eukaryota; Fungi; Ascomycota; Sordariomycetes; Glomerellales; Glomerellaceae.
AUGUCAUCAACCUCCAAUAGACUCGAUGAUUUCGACUCGGAACAUAAAACAUUAGAUGAAGCAGAAGGAGGAGCUUACGAGUUGCUAUCCACAACCACAAGUACUUCUAUUUCCAAGGCCGGAACAUGCAGAAGUCAAGAAGCCCAAUCUAAACUUUGCGAACGACCGCCUUUCGGCAUUAAUGGGUCUGAACAGCUCAUCACUGUGGAGGUGGCGGUGGCAAACGAUGAAGCCAACUUCACAGCCAGAUCCGCCAUUUACACUACUCUAGACUAUUCAUACAUUUCUGCCGCAACUGCAAUCAGCCUAGGUCUACAGCUUAUACCCAUGCCAUCUUCCCUGAAGGCAAUGCCUUAUUGGUCACCGUUCGGCUUAUCGAAACCUACACACUUCGUUACUACGCUCAUACGAGGAAGUGAAUUUUCUCGGUUCACUGCCAACAUUGCCGUUCUUGAUGUGGUUCCUGAAUGGCAGAACAUCAGCAUAUUCCUCAGCACAGGGUUUCGCGGCAAGGCGAACGCGGCCGGCAAAGCCUGCGGCCAGCGACGCCGGUCCGUCGACAGAACACAGGCCAUCUCCCGAGAAAUGCAACUUGAUGCUUCCAAGGAGAAUCCCGCGACGAUCUAUCUUGACGUCGGGCGGCAUGAAGGAUCGCCGUUGGAUCAGAGUUCACCUAGUCCGUAUUCUGUGGGGCCGUCUGAUACCGGCCGUCUGUAUCCACCCGGCGCGGCUUCGGGACUGUCCCGAUCUGUGAGCCGGGUCGAGAUCGACGGCUCGCCUGACACUCCUAUGGAAGCUCAUUUAUCCUCACCUCCCACGUCUUUCGAAUUAGAUGCAUUAUCUCGAUGCUCUAGGGAAGCUCAAGGAUAUGGGAGACUGGGACGCGCGUCACAAUACGGUCACGGAGCACCUCACGACAAGAUGCAGCUCAAAGACGACAUCGACUCUGUCAAGCCGCAUGCCGGGAAAUGA